UGAAUGCUACUUUGCAUGUCUAAGACGCAUCAUUAAGGCCAACACUGAACCACCACGUAUAUAUAUCCAUGUUGACGAUUCAAAUCCAAUACAGUCUAUAUAUACCAACAAGCUCUCCAGCAAGAUCGCACCACACAGAUAACCAUUUUAAUUAAAUAACCAUGAUGAAUACACGAGCUGCUCUCUGCAUUAUUUUGGCCUACUUCCUCUGUGGAGCUUAUGGAGCCAAGCUUACUUUCAACAACAAAUGUCCAUACACAGUGUGGCCAGGCACCUCAGCCAGCGGCCAAAACCAGCUAUCAAAAACAGGCUUCGAGCUAGCAUCUGGCGAAUCCACCUCCCUCAAUGUCCCUUCCCCAUGGGAGGGACAGUUCUGGGCCCGAACCGGCUGCUCCAGCAGCUCCGACAAGUUCACUUGCACCACCGGGGACUGUGGCUCAGGCCAAGUCACGUGCCACGGUGCCCGCGCACUUCCACCCGCAACCACAGCAGAGCUAAGCGUGGCAGCUAACCGCGGAAACGACAUAUAUGCAAUCACCAACGUGAACGGGUUCAAUGUUCCUAUGUCCAUUGCUCCGCGAGGCGGAACCGGUGAAUGCAAACUCUCCAGCUGUGCCGCGAAUAUCAACGAGGCAUGCCCGGUGAAACUGCGAGUGAAAGGGAAUGAUGGGAAGGUGGUUGGUUGCAACAGUGCGUGUGUGGCUUUCAACGAGGCGAAGUAUUGUUGCACUGGUGAGUUUGAGUCGCCGGAGUUAUGCAAGCCAUCAGAGUACGCUUUGUUUUUCAAAAAGAAGUGUCCUCUGGCUUAUAGCUACCCUAGCGAUGAUGAAAGCAGCACAUUUUCAUGCUCCAGAGCUGACUACACCAUCACAUUCUGCCCCUAAACUUAUACACAUAGAACUAGCUAGGACAAUGCUUGGUUAUACAUGAUCAGCAGAAAAAGAAUAAGAAACCCCUUGGUUUUAAUUGAAGAAUAAACAAACAAUCACCUUUUGGUGAUUGCAUGUAUUCUGCAGUUUUCUUGAAUGGUCAUAUACUUCAACGACGGUUUUUAAUCGCUUCAGACGGAUGGUUAAAAACUAUGUAUUUUAUAUGUGAUUGAUUAGACCAAUCAAUUCAAUUUCUUAGUUU
This is a messenger RNA of Lotus japonicus, 1131 nucleotides long. RefSeq names its product thaumatin-like protein 1b. Gene Ontology annotation, biological process: defense response. Bases 162 to 884 code for a protein of 240 amino acids. Gene Ontology annotation, cellular component: extracellular region. Lineage: Eukaryota; Viridiplantae; Streptophyta; Magnoliopsida; Fabales; Fabaceae. The record is from RefSeq and is a predicted model, not a curated record. The transcript has 2 exons.